AGCAGCACCCAGGCGACAAUAAUGCAUCACCUCGUCAAUCCGCACGGCGGUCUCGAAGCUCUUCUUCUGCAAUCUCUCUGAGCUGCUCCAGCCUGUGGACACGUCUCACUCCUACAUCUUUCUGUCUGUGGUGCAGCCUUGCAUCCUCGAUAUCUGAUUGACAACAGCCACGCCAGGCUCUGCUUACGAAUCAGUGGCCACCAUGGCAUCCGCGACUGGAAUUCCCCAACAACCUCCGGCCGAGCACGGUAACGAGGAGAGCGAGCCCCUGCUCGGUCGGCCCGGCGAUGCCUCCCAGAAGCCUGCUGCCUCCAUCGCCAAAAAUCUUGUCCUCGGUACUGGUGUCGUCGCCGAGGCUGGAGGUCUUUUGCUCGUUGCGUCCGUGUGGGCAGCAGUCUUCCUGCACCCACCGUACAUCCUCUUCUCGGUCCACCCGCUGGCCCAAUCCUUUGGGCUGCUCGUUCUCAUCCAGAGUAUCCUCAUCGUCCAGCCGACCGUGACGGCCGAGCAGAAGAAGGUCGGCCAGAAGCUGCACGCAGGGCUGAACUUCCUCGCGCUCGCGUCAUUCAUCGUCGGCGUCGGCAGCAUCGAGUACAACAAGAUCCGCAGCAAUGGCGCCCACUUCAAGUCCCCGCACGCCUACAUCGGCAUCGUCGCCUCAAUCUGGCAGAUCCUCCAGUACGUCGUCGGCUUCACCAUGUACGGCGCGCCUCAGCUCUACGGCGGUGAGGCCAAGGCCAAGGCGAUCUGGAAGUACCACCGGAUGAGCGGCUACGGCCUGCUGCUCCUGUACAUGGCUGCCGUCACAUCGGCCACCAAGACUGACUACAACGUCAACGUUCUCGGUCUCAAGCUGUGGGCGGCGAUUGUGAUUGCCCUCCUCGUCAUCGCUGGUAUUUACCCGAGGAUCAAGAAGCAGAAGCUGGGCCUCUGAGACCGAAAAAAAAUGCACCGGAGACGGCGCCGCGUACCGCCAUGCGAUACGAGCGCAAAAAGGCAGGGACCAUGCUGUGCGGACUAGCGCUGGGGCCCGGCCGAGAGGGAUUGGAAAAUACGACCACAUUGUGGUUGCUGGCUACAUGAUGACGACUUUAUAAAAAGAAGAUCAGGGCUUGAUCUUCGUAGUCGGGAUGUUGGCAUGGCGUUUAGGACUGUCUAUUAGGACUGUACUGGUACUUUUUUGUUUUCUUCUUCUCAUAAUAGGCAGAUCAUGAGACAUGGCUACAGAGCCGCGAUGUCCGGGAAGUCGACGCUAUAAAGUUGUGCUUGACC
Molecule: messenger RNA, 1272 nt
Organism: Microdochium trichocladiopsis
Lineage: Eukaryota; Fungi; Ascomycota; Sordariomycetes; Xylariales; Microdochiaceae
Product: eukaryotic cytochrome b561-domain-containing protein
Exons: 2
Coding region: 203-934 (243 amino acids)
Molecular function (GO): transmembrane monodehydroascorbate reductase activity
Source: RefSeq, a predicted model, not a curated record